This is a messenger RNA of Acaulospora colombiana, 1419 nucleotides long. Lineage: Eukaryota; Fungi; Glomeromycota; Glomeromycetes; Diversisporales; Acaulosporaceae. The record is from the annotation of a GenBank genome assembly.
AUGACGGAUCCAAAGUUGCUUGCAGAUCUUUCCCGAAGCUUCUCCAACCUUUUCCAAGACCCACAACUUGCAGAUGUUACCAUCGAGGUUGGUGAACCGCCGGAUAACAAAACAUUCUUGGCGCAUUCAGGCUUGCUAUUUGCACGUUCGCCUCACUUUGCCUCAGCACUUAAGAAUGAAUGGAUUAAACGCAAAAAAGGGAAUGACAUUAAAAUUUCCAAGCCAAGUAUUGCACCAUACAUUUUCGAGAUAAUUCUCAGAUUUAUGUACACCGGCAUAAUUUCUCUUGACGAUCAGACCAUCUCCACCAUUCUUGGUAUUUUAGUUGCGGCAGAUGAAUUCCUCCUGGAAGACCUUACCCAACACCUCCAAAGCUAUUUGAUUGAAAGCCGCAAGGAGUUAAUCCAGAAAAAUUUUGCAACAGUUACUCAAUUCGUAUUCAAGCAUGGGAAUUUCAAGAGACUUCAAGAGUACUGUACCGUACGUUCCGCUUCAAAUCCUGCUGCCAUUUUUCAAGCCGACGACUUUCCUUCCCUUGACGAGAAUAGUUUGGCUGCUCUCAUUGGUAGGGAUGACCUCGAAAUAGAAGAAAUCGAAAUCUGGAAUAAUGUCCUUAGAUGGGGAAUCGCUCAGAUGGAUUCGUUGCCUCCAGACCGUGCUCAAUGGACCGAUAGCGAUUUCACUGCACUCGAAACUUUACUACGCCGAUGCUUGUCAAAAAUACAAUUUUUCAAUAUUUCAUCCAUCGACUUUUACAAUAAAGUCUUACCAUAUGUUAAAUUAUUGCCCGGUACUUUACAUCAAGAUCUUCUUCACCAUUAUCUUGUUCACAAAAGUCAUGGUGAAUCUAUUUCUCGAUCUUUGGAUUCGGUUCUCUUGAACUAUUCCGAUAUUCGUCAAAUCGAUUUCUGGAUCAACGGGAAUGAUACGACUCUUACAUCUCUUAUUCCCAUUACUCACAGGUUUAAUCUCAUCUUCCGCGGUUCUCGUGAUGGUUUUACCGGAGACGAUUUUCAUCGACUAUGUGACGACAAGGGACCUACACUGGUAGUCGUAAAGACUAACAAGGGGAAUCAAUUGAUUGGUGGAUAUGCACCAAAGAGUUGGCAUUCGCAGAACCGAUGGGAAAAUGGUGCGGGAAGCUUUAUCUUUUCCUUAGGAGAUCAGAAUGGUCGUAAUCCCAUUCUAAGUCGAUACAAAUCCGGCCCAGGACUUGCGUGCUGGAAAUCACAUGGUCCAAUCUUUGGUGAGUACAGAGAUUUGGGCAUAUUCGAUGUUCAUAUUCAGAAAUCUAGCAAUAAUUACUGUAAAAAGCGGGAUUACUUGGUUGCUAUCAUCCCAGGAUCUGAGACAGAAUACGUAGGGUUUGGUGUGAAGGAAUGUGAAAUCUUUCAAGUUAUUGAUAAAUUGAUCGAUUAG